AUGGGCAUUGGUGUGAGUACAAGCAAAUCAAGAAUGGCAUUCCAAGAAUUGCCAGAGAUUCAACAAUUCAGACGUAAAUCAGUCCGAAAAGCACCCAACAACAAUCGGUUGUAUGAUGGAGAGAUUUACUACAACCCCAAUCCUCAACAACAUCAUCCACCAACGAGCAGCAACAACAGCAACAGCACCACCUCUACUUCCAACAACCACCCCACGUCAUCGUCGUCGUCGUACUCCUCCUCCUCUCAGAACAACAACAACAACAACAACAACAACACUACUACCAACUCUUCCAAACUCUCAACACCAAACUCUCCAACACACUCCAAUCGAAGAGGAAGUGUCUCUGUAGCACAACAACAAGAGAAAAUUGGUUAUGAAGUCAUCAAACUCGUUGGUCGAGGUACAUUCGGAGAGGUCUAUCAUGUCAAACAAACCAAUACUGGAAAAGACCUUGCUCUCAAGAUUUUGAUUAAACCAGAAAAGUUGAGAGAUUUAGAAAAGAUUCAAAACGAAAUUGAAAUUAUGAAGUCACUUGUUCAUCCCAAUGUAUUGCACUUGUUGGAUACUUUUGAAAUGAAAGAUGAAAAAAACACAGAUUGUAUUGUAAUAGUGUCAGAAUAUUGUGAAUUAGGUUCCAUUGCCGACUAUUUAGAAACAGUUGUGAACAAUGAAAAGAUUAAUUUCCCUGUUUGGACCAUUACUGGUUGGUUUGUUGACAUGAUUGAGUCCAUUAAAUUCUGUUCUGCACGUGGAGUGAUUCAUAGAGAUAUCAAACCAUCCAACAUGUUGAUUGAAGCUGUCGAUGGAAGAAUGGUCAUUCGAUUGGCAGAUUUUGGACUUUCAAAAGCUCUCAUGGCCAAACAAAUGGCAAACACAAUGUGUGGUUCUCCACUCUAUGCAGCACCAGAAAUUUACAACAGAACAGGUUAUACAAGUGCUGUCGAUGUCUAUUCUCUGGGUGUCACAAUUUUGGAACUUGCUUGUUCUUAUUCUCAUGAUGAAUUUAGUGAGAUUGUUGUUGAGGAACCACAUCGAGUGAUGGAGUUGUUCAAUAGUGUCAAAUUAGCAAGUAUGAAAGAGCUCAUCAUGAAGAUGAUUCAUCCUGAUCCCAAAAUAAGAAUUGGAGUGAAUGAUUUAUCUGAACAUCUUCUUGUAAGGGCCUACAGAUUCUUCUUACAAAUUAGAUCCAUCAAGGGACUCACUCACUCUAGGAUAAUUUAUGAGUUCUUGGAAUCGCUUGGAACAGGUUCAUCCGAUUCCUCUUAUAAACUCACUGUUGAAUCUAUUGAUGACUCCUCCGCAACCUCACCAACGAGUCCUGUCACACCAGUCACUGUCACUCCACAAAUCAAACAAAAUGUGUUGGCUCAUAAGGAACUUUCAACGAAAGAAUUUUUCAGUGUCAUGCUCGAAGCUGUUAGUAUUUACAAUGCAUAUCCCAAGAUGAAUGUUGUAUUUGAAACAAUCGUUGCAUUAACUGUCAUCAAACAUCAGCUCUAUAAGAACAAUCAUAUCAUUAUUGACAUGUUGAAUCAUGAUGAUUCUCAUCUUAAGGCCAUGUUUAAUGUUAAAGCAGCUCAUCAUGAGAAUUCUGAACUUGUAGAAUUAGUCACCGAAGUGUUUGCAGAAUUUAGCAAGCGAGGUGAUGUGAGUAGGACUCAAAUUCUUAAGGUACUUGGUGACCUAAGAAUGGAAGAUAAGAUUGGAGAUAAAGGAGAAGACAUCAAACAAUUUAUGAAAGAAUUAUUCAAGAGAGAUGUUGGCUUGAAGAAUUGUGCUCAACUUUUAAACAGUAGACGAAAGACUCAUACCGAUUCCAAGCUUCCAGAUUCCACAACAACAGCAGCUUCUGUUUCCAAUGCAACAACAGCAGCCAUCGAUCAAGAGACUAACUUGGCUCAUGUGUAA
This is a messenger RNA of Naegleria fowleri, 1911 nucleotides long. RefSeq lists its product as uncharacterized. The coding region runs from base 1 to 1911 and encodes 636 amino acids. Lineage: Eukaryota; Heterolobosea; Eutetramitea; Acrasida; Naegleriidae. Gene Ontology annotation, biological process: protein phosphorylation. The record is from RefSeq and is a predicted model, not a curated record. Gene Ontology annotation, molecular function: ATP binding; protein serine/threonine kinase activity. The transcript has a single exon. Gene Ontology annotation, cellular component: cytoplasm.